This is a messenger RNA of Syzygium oleosum, 1363 nucleotides long. RefSeq names its product probable cysteine protease RD19B. The transcript has 4 exons. The coding region runs from base 26 to 1150 and encodes 374 amino acids. The record is from RefSeq and is a predicted model, not a curated record. NCBI's taxonomy places the organism in Eukaryota, Viridiplantae, Streptophyta, Magnoliopsida, Myrtales, Myrtaceae. Gene Ontology annotation, cellular component: lysosome. Gene Ontology annotation, molecular function: cysteine-type endopeptidase activity.
UCUCUCCGACGCACAUCGCCCCAUCAUGGAUCGCCGCCUCUCCCCCCUCCUCCUCGCCGCCGCCGCCGCCGCCCUCCUCGCCGCCGCCGCCGCCGCCCUCGCCUCCUCCGACGACGGCGAAGCGCUGAUCAGGCAGGUGGUGGACGGCGCCGACGGCGAAGGGCGGCGGGGCGCCGCCCUGUCCGACCACCACCACUUCUCGCUCUUCCAGAGGAGGUUCGGGAGGUCGUACGGCUCCCGGGAGGAGCACGACUACAGGUUCGGGGUCUUCCGCGCGAACCUCCGCCGCGCGAGGCGGCACCAGAAGCUCGACCCCUCCGCUGUCCACGGCGUGACGCAGUUCUCCGAUCUGACCCCGUCGGAGUUCAGGAGGGCGCACCUGGGGCUCCGGGGCAAGGUCAAGCUGCCCAAGGACGCGAACCAGGCGCCGAUCUUGCCCACCGAGGAUCUGCCGGGGGAUUUCGACUGGAGAGAUCACGGAGCCGUCACCGGCGUAAAAAAUCAGGGUUCAUGCGGAUCGUGCUGGAGUUUCAGUACCACCGGAGCCUUGGAAGGCGCACACUACCUUGCAACCGGGAAACUCGUUAGCCUCAGCGAGCAACAGCUUGUGGACUGUGAUCACGAGUGUGAUCCAGAAGAACCAGGUUCCUGCGACUCAGGUUGCAAUGGUGGUUUGAUGAACAGUGCCUUUGAGUACACUCUCAAAGCCGGCGGCCUUAUGCGAGAAGAAGACUACCCAUACACCAGUACUGAUCGUGCUGGUUGCAAAUUUGACAAGUCAAAGAUAGCGGCAUCCGUAGCCAACUUCAGCGUUGUUUCCCUUGAUGAGGAUCAAAUUGCUGCAAAUCUCGUGAAGAACGGUCCUCUAGCAAUUGCCAUCAAUGCAGUGUUCAUGCAGACGUAUGUUGGGGGUGUUUCAUGCCCAUACAUAUGCUCUAAGAGGUUGGAUCACGGGGUCUUGCUGGUGGGGUAUGGCUCUGCUGGUUAUUCUCCCAUCAGAAUGAAGGAAAAGCCCUACUGGAUCAUAAAGAACUCAUGGGGAGAGAACUGGGGAGAGAAUGGAUUUUACAAAAUCUGCAGGGGCCGCAAUAUAUGCGGAGUGGACUCCAUGGUUUCCACCGUCGCUGCUAUUCACACCGCUAAACAGUAGGUUAACUAUUACCUCCGCAAGCUGUUCCACCGCUUUACAGUAGGUUGACCAUAACCUAUGCAUGUACAUAAGGCGUGUUAUAUUAUGGUGGCAAUUUGGCUUCAUGAACGAAAUUUUAGUUCACCGAUUCUACGAAAACAUUCAUCUGAUGCAAUGUUGAUGAAAUUGUACCGCAACUGGAAUGUUAGUUUAUGUUUUAUUUCCAUUAUCAUA